Tripterygium wilfordii is the source of this 2208-nucleotide messenger RNA. Its product is annotated as CDT1-like protein a, chloroplastic. Gene Ontology annotation, cellular component: nucleus. The transcript has 7 exons. Gene Ontology annotation, biological process: mitotic cell cycle; DNA replication checkpoint signaling; DNA replication preinitiation complex assembly. NCBI's taxonomy places the organism in Eukaryota, Viridiplantae, Streptophyta, Magnoliopsida, Celastrales, Celastraceae. The coding region runs from base 109 to 1932 and encodes 607 amino acids. The record is from RefSeq and is a predicted model, not a curated record. Gene Ontology annotation, molecular function: DNA polymerase binding; DNA binding.
AUUCGCGCCAAAGGAAAGUCCCAUAAAUACGUGACCCUUCGUUUUCGUUCAACCCUAGCCCCAAAUCGACGUGAACUCCACCGUUCUCCGUCUUUGAGUGUGUAAGCGAUGAGUUCUUCACUGUCGACGCCUUUGAAAUCGAAUCUGAAGAAGAAAGCAGUUCAAUCGGUCCAGAGCCCGAAUCCACUAAGCUCGCUCAAGACCCCAGACAAGCAACCGGCACCGCUCCCUCGCCGUGGCCGGAAUCAUGGAGUUGCGCUCUCUAUUAAGGAGAUCCGUCAGAUCGCUCAAACACGGUCUCGGCACAAUCCAACGGACCAAGUCAAACCAGUACGGAGGCAGAUCGCUUCAUGGCCUGAUGAGACACCCUCUGUCGUUAAACCUAAGAGGACCAUCGAUGAGUCAGCCAAACUACCACCGAAGUAUGAGAUGUUGGCUGAGUUUUUUGAUUGCUUGGAUAGUUCUAUCCGGUUGCUAAGGUUGAAGGGUUCGAUGACCACUUUCACCAAUAUUUUCCCCAAAAUCGAGUGUUUGACUGAUAGGAGGUUUUCACGUGGUCACUUGGCUCAAUUGAAGUAUAUUUUACCGGAGGCAAUUGAGAUAAAGAGAGUGCUCAAGUUUGAUGAGCGGACCAGUUGUAUGAAACCGGAUCUCCAUGUAUCAGUAAAUGUUGAUGCAAUGGAGUUUGAUGAGAAGUCGAAGGAGAGUAGAAAUAUAGAAUUGAGGAAGAUCUUCCGUGGCAGGCUUCUUGAUUUCUAUAAAGCCCAUCCUGAGGGGAAAGAUAUUCCAGAGGCAACACUGCCAGAGCCCUUCAAUCAGUCAAAGCAAGUUCUGAAUUCAGAUAUUACUAGACCCCACACUUUAUCGUUAUCCACGGAGACAUCGAGAUCACCUAACGAACUUACAGACCCUGGGUCAGCUUCGUCUGUUGUCACAUCAACUGAAGCACCAGAAAUUCAGCAAUCAUCUGUGGCAUCUCAUCUAACUCGUUCUUUCCGGAGGCACUUUUCUCAAAUGGUUUCGAAGAAGGAUAAAGAGAAAACCGGGUUGAAGUCAUCUAAGGUUUCAAUCCCGGAUCCAGUCUCGCUUGCGCGAGAGCCAUGCUUCAGCAAAAUAUCCUCUAGCAUUGAAAUCGACGAUUCUGGUACUACAUCCACACUUAAUAUCUUGUCCAAGUCUACUGGCAGCGGGAUAUCUUCUGAAGUCUGUGACUCUCCAGCUUGCUUGCCUUCAUCCUUCGUGUCUGCAACUCCAAAAAAGGCAAUAGACUUAAAAAAGAAUGAUGGCAGUAUUGCCAAAGUAGAUGACAACCAAUCAACUCCUGCAAAAUUUGCAUCUACGCCUGCUAGGCUGAUGACAGCCACACCCACUUUGCAGCCGCCUAAGAGAUGCUAUAUGAGCCCAGAUGAUGAUUCUAUCUGCUCACAAGACAAACUAGUCAGGCGGCCACCCCGUACGAGGUCAUUAAAAUUUGACACUCCUGUGAAGAAUGAGAAGCUUGAGGAGCAAAUAAAUGACAUUGAGAGCAUCUCAGUUGUUGAUGAUAUUCAUGAUAUUCUUCCUGAAAGUCUUCUUCAAUCGAUAAGAGAGAAAGAGAGGAAGGUUACAGAGGAGCGGGAUCCAGCAAUCUCACAAGCAAAGAGGCGGCGACAAAUGAUUGCCUGCCUGCCUAAGCUCUUCAACAUGAUUCACUUCUUAUUUCAGUCAAUUGGACGAUCCGUAAUCACAAAAGAGGAGCUUAUGCACAAAAUAAUUGCAAACCCUUGUGAUAUUGUCGAUAGAAGAGAAGUUGAGGAGCAGCUGAAAUUGUUGCUGGAACUAGCACCUGAAUGGAUCACCGAAAAGUUGGCAUCCAGUGGGGAUUUACUUGUUCGCAUCAAUAAAAUGUCAAAUUCUGAGUUGAUACGCUCAAGGCUUGAGGAGGCAAAGUAACAAGGAUGCUAAUUUUUUUGUUGGGAUUACUCUGAGAUUCACUCUUGAGGGAAAGCUCAUAUUUUUCCCUUUUUAUUUAUAGUAUGUAACUUUUUUUAGUUUAUACUAGCCAAUGCGUAUACAAAUGUACAGUCAGGAAUGCUUACAUGUAAACUCCAGAACUCGCUUAGCUAGAAUCCCGAUAGAUGUUGUGGCUCUUAACCGAUUUGAAAGUUGGUCUCUGUUUUGUAAACUUGUCCAGUCUUCUGGAUAUAUGGAAAUUCUUUCUGAUUGAAU